Zophobas morio is the source of this 1349-nucleotide messenger RNA. Its product is annotated as retinol-binding protein pinta-like. Gene Ontology annotation, molecular function: phosphatidylinositol bisphosphate binding. Gene Ontology annotation, cellular component: membrane. NCBI's taxonomy places the organism in Eukaryota, Metazoa, Arthropoda, Insecta, Coleoptera, Tenebrionidae. Bases 383 to 1297 code for a protein of 304 amino acids. The transcript is spliced from 6 exons. The record is from RefSeq and is a predicted model, not a curated record.
GAACUGGGUUAAAUCAACUAGAGGAGAAAAAGUCACGAGAAUUGUUAUUUUCCAUUUCACAAAUAAAAGUUGAAACUAGUCGAAUUUCAUUAAUAUGCACGAAAUAUAUGUAUCAAAAUUUAGUCGUAGCUAAAAAACAAUUUUUAAAUGUUUCAGUAAAGACCAUAAUUAUUAAUUUUUUGAAGAAAUUACACCUCAAAUUAGAUAAACAUCCAUACAUUUGCUGUGAAGCCUAGUUUCGUUUAUGUUUGGCAAUUAACGUUGUCGCUUUUACAACCCACUAAAACACACAAGUAAACAACAAAAUAUUUACCAUAUAAGUUAAAUUCUCAGCUGCGUUACGAGAAGAAACUACCAUUUGUGUCAUCCUGAUUUAAUUUCAAUGAACCCGGACAUAUUACACGUAGAUCCCAAUGAAAUCCAAAGGGCAUUGGAAAGAUAUGAUAAAACAGAAGAAGAAGCGAACAAUGAUAUCAAAACAAUACAAGAAUGGAUGAAAAAUCAGCCACACCUACCUGAGAUAAUGGAUAAAGUUCCAAUCAGAAAUUUUCUGUUUUUGAAUAAAUUCAACAUGGAAAAAACGCAACGGAAAAUCGACAUGUACUACACCGUAAGAGGUUUAUUUCCCGAUUUUUUUGAAAACAGUAACCCAAAAUUGGAACUAAUGCAGAAGGUCAUGGAAGCGGUCUACCUGUGCGUUCUUCCCACGGCUCUCGACGGGAUUCACAGGGUGUUUAUCAUUAAAGUAAAUCCUGGAAAUGUGUUUGGACCUAGGGAGCUAGUUGUACACUCUACGAAUGUGACAGAGAUGAGAUUAUACGAAGACUGCUUGGCAGCUGGAGAAAUUUUGAUCUUCGAUAUGACUAACAUUUCUUUGAGUGAUGUAAAAAAAUUAACUCCGACUCUGAUAAUAAAAAUUUUGGUUAUUUUUGAGAAAGUGUAUUCUAUUCGUUCUAAAGACAUAUACAUAUUAAACAGUCCUGGUUUUGUUUCUGUGGUACUAUCUAUUCUGAAGUCGUCUCUGAAACAAAAAAUUUUCGAAAGGAUCCAGUGUUGUGAUGAUUCGGCAGUAUUAAAGGGUAUUCUUUCGAACGACCAGUUGCCUAAGGAUUAUGGAGGAGAGGGGCCAUCAUUACAUGAGCUGAAUGAAAUGCUAAAAUUAAAGUUGACUACGUACGAAGAGCGCUUUGAUUCGCUAGAUAAGCUUCGAACCGAUGAAAGUUUGAGACCUAAAAAACUGAACAAGGAUGAAAUAUUUGGUUUUUUUGGGCAUUUUAUGAAGUUAAAUGUAGAUUAGAUUAUAGUGUUACAAGACAAAUAGUCUAAUGUGUAAUGGUUACAUUUAUUAU